This is a messenger RNA of Selaginella moellendorffii, 1723 nucleotides long. RefSeq names its product glutamate dehydrogenase, mitochondrial. Gene Ontology annotation, cellular component: mitochondrion. Bases 7 to 1647 code for a protein of 546 amino acids. Gene Ontology annotation, molecular function: L-glutamate dehydrogenase (NAD+) activity. NCBI's taxonomy places the organism in Eukaryota, Viridiplantae, Streptophyta, Lycopodiopsida, Selaginellales, Selaginellaceae. Gene Ontology annotation, biological process: L-glutamate catabolic process. The transcript has 17 exons. The record is from RefSeq and is a predicted model, not a curated record.
AGAGCAAUGUGUUGCGCCCGGGCGGGCAUUGCCUGGGCAAGCGUCGGGAUUCCACAGCUCACUCGCGGAUUGCGUGGUGAUUCCCUGUCUUUGGCAAUGCGACUAGCACUUUCUUUGAUUCUCUCUUGUCGAUCACAGAUGGAAAUGUUGCUCCGGCGCAGUUCAAUUCUUUCUAAGAGAUGCAUUCCUGCUGUCUUGGCUCUACCCCGGAAUCUAUCCUCUCUUGUCACUGGUGAUGCGGCGUUCUUGGAGGCUGUGGAUAUUUACUACGAUAAAGCUGCGGCACUAGCGUCUCCAACUCCAGAUAUAUUGGCUCAGAUAAAGGGAUGUAACAAUAUCUUAAAGGUCCAAUUUCCUCUCAAGUGUUCCGAUGGAACAGUGGAGCUUAUCGAGGCUUAUAGAGCUCAACAUUCUCACCAUCGAAUGCCAGUCAAGGGUGGCAUACGAAUGGCUCCAAAUGUUGAUGCCGAAGAAACAAUGGCGUUGGCUGCGUUGAUGACUUUCAAGUGCGCUCUCGUGGACAUCCCAUUUGGAGGGGCGAAAGGAGGAAUCAAAAUAGAUCCUGCGAAGUAUUCCACCGGGGAAAAGGAAGCGAUCAUAAGGCGAUACACCAGUGAGCUUGUAAAGAAGAACUUCAUUGGUCCUGCGAUUGACGUUCCUGCCCCUGAUUAUGGAACAGGAUCCCAAGAAAUGGCCUGGAUCAAGGACACUUACGAGCAUCUCCAGUCAACUGACAUAAAUGGAACAGCUUGCGUAACUGGAAAGCCACUUGAAGAGGGAGGUAUUCAUGGGAGGCAAGAAGCUACAGGCUUAGGAGUGUUUUUCUGUUUGAGAGAGUUUUUAGAUGACGAGGGUCUGAUAUCCAAGCUGCAAAUGAAACCUGGUAUUGAAGGGAAAACUAUCAUCGUGCAAGGCUUUGGAAACGUCGGCCAACACACCAUUGAUUGCAUUGAAGAUGCUGGCGGAAGAAUCAUAGCCAUCGCAGAGAAGGAUGGUGGGGUUGUUGAUGAGACAGGAAAGGGCUUGAACAUCAAAGAGGUCAAGGAUUACUUUAAGCGGAAGGGAACAAUAACAGGAUUUCCCAAGGGUUCCACUGUUGAAGACUCUUCAAAAAUAUUAGAGCUGCCGUGUGAUGUUUUGAUUCCAGCUGCGUUGGAGUCACAAAUACAUUCUGGCAACGCCUCUUUUAUACAGGCCCGCAUUAUAGCAGAGGCUGCUAAUGGCCCGGUAACUCCUGCUGCCGAAGCGAUCCUAGAGAAAAGAGGAGUUGUUAUUUUACCAGAUUUGCUUCUGAAUGCGGGUGGAGUGACUGUGUCAUAUUUUGAAUGGCUAAAGAAUUUGAAUCACAUUCACUUUGGGCGCAUGAGUCGUAGAAUGGAAGAGCGUGGAAAACGGGUUUUUCUUGAGGCUCUCGAACUGGAGUUUGGAAAUGGAAACAGAUUAUCUGACGAGCUUCGUCGCGAACUUGUUAAAGGAAAUACAGAGGUGGAUUUCGUGUGGUCCGGACUUGAAGAGACCAUGCUGGUUGCAUGGGACAAAGUUAAGGCGGUCGCUGCUAAAAAGGGCUGCAACUUUCGCACAGCAGCAUAUUUGAUAGCUAUUGAGAGGAUAGCGACAUGCUACAAAGUCAGUGGGAUAUUUCCCUGAUAGCAGCACUCAGAAUUAUAGAGUUGAGAACCUUUGUACAUUGAGACAUUUAUACACAUGGUAACGUUUGAUCAAA